Molecule: messenger RNA, 4893 nt
Organism: Dipodomys ordii (Ord's kangaroo rat)
Lineage: Eukaryota; Metazoa; Chordata; Mammalia; Rodentia; Heteromyidae
Gene: Rcor1
Product: REST corepressor 1
Exons: 9
Coding region: 1-1068 (355 amino acids)
Biological process (GO): regulation of transcription by RNA polymerase II; negative regulation of DNA-templated transcription
Cellular component (GO): histone deacetylase complex; transcription regulator complex
Molecular function (GO): transcription corepressor activity
Source: RefSeq, a predicted model, not a curated record
AUGGACCUUGAUAAGCCAGUCACAAAGGACCGAGGCUGCGGUAGCACCUGCCUGCAGUUCGAGUCUGCCAGAGGAUCAGGAGUUAAGCUCCAGUGGGGCACCAUAGCUCUUGGGAUGCUCUUUUGGCAUAAGCAUAAUAUUGAAAAGUCCUUGGCUGAUUUGCCCAACUUCACCCCCUUCCCAGAUGAAUGGACUGUGGAAGAUAAAGUAUUAUUUGAGCAAGCCUUCAGUUUUCAUGGGAAAACUUUCCACAGAAUCCAACAGAUGCUUCCUGAUAAAUCUAUAGCGAGUUUGGUGAAAUUUUACUACUCUUGGAAGAAGACAAGAACUAAAACCAGCGUGAUGGACCGACAUGCCCGGAAACAAAAGCGGGAGCGGGAAGAGAGUGAGGAUGAACUGGAAGACACAAACGGAAGUAACCCCAUUGACAUUGAGAUUGAUCAGAACAAGGAGAGCAAAAAGGAGGCACCGCCUACUGAGGCAGUUCCUCAGGUAAAAAAAGAAAAACAUAGCACACAGGCCAAAAAUCGAGCGAAAAGGAAACCUCCGCGAGGAAUGUUUCUUUCUCAAGAAGACGUGGAAGCGGUUUCUGCCAAUGCCACGGCUGCCACCACGGUGCUGAGACAGCUGGACAUGGAGCUGAUCUCCAUCAAACGACAGAUUCAGAACAUUAAACAGACCAAUAGUGCUCUCAAAGAAAAACUUGAUGGUGGAAUAGAACCAUACCGGCUCCCGGAGGUCGUUCAGAAGUGCAAUGCCCGGUGGACCACGGAAGAGCAGCUCCUUGCUGUCCAAGCCAUCAGGAAAUACGGGCGAGAUUUUCAGGCAAUCUCAGACGUGAUUGGGAACAAGUCAGUGGUACAGGUGAAAAAUUUCUUUGUAAAUUAUCGACGCCGCUUCAACAUAGAUGAAGUUUUACAAGAAUGGGAGGCAGAACAUGGUAAAGAAGAGACCAAUGGGCCCAGUAACCAGAGACCUGCCAAGCCCCCUGACAGCUCUAUCAAGAUGCCCGAGGAGGAAGAUGAGACUGCUUCCGUCCUCGAUGUGAGAUACGCCUCGGCCUCGUGAGCGCCGCAGGGGGCUCGGAGCACUUGGUAUGGACUCCACGAUGUUAUCCAGGAUAUCAGGUAUUACAAGACAUCACCUAGCCAUCUGCAUCACAUCUCUGUGGACAAGCAGCUAUUACCAAAAAAGGCAUACACUUCCAGUCCUGCACUACAUCUGCCUUAAGUCCUUGCUCGUUCCUCCAUGUUGGCGCCACUUCUCAGAGAGCUCCGCUGCAUCCCACUCGGCCGCCGGCCGACGUGCUGGGGCCCACGGCUGCACGCUCCCCACCCCCACCCCGCCCUAGCGCGCAGCGCCGCGCAGGGCAGGGCGUGAUGGAGGGCCUGGCUCCGCCCUUGCAUGGCCCGCACUUUCUACUUUGUGCGUAUUGCGAUUCUCCGAGUAACCAGCCCUGCUGGCCUUCUAGAAAGCUCCUUGUUCUUUUUGGGGGCAGCCACCUAAGUAAUAUCAUGCUUCCUUGGAAAUCAAACGUUUAUUGGCAGACUCACAAUCUUUAUUGUACCAGCCAUCCUGAUGCCGCUCACCGCCCCCUAAGUGUAGAGCUACGGUUUAGAAACUGGGUGCCCUUCCCCUUUUCCUCUAAUGCUACGCCUUUCUCCCUUCCCACGUGGCUCACUCACAGCCACUGUCCUUGGACACUGUAGUUUACCAGGAAUACGGACCUCGGCGCUUUCUGCCUUCAGCCUUCAGCAUUGCGAUCCCAGGGUGGGUGCACCCCAUCUCUUCCUGAUCCCCCAGCCACCAUUGCCACCACCCCACCCCGAGAGAUUCGGUCCAUAUCACUGUACCUGGUGCUUGUACAUUUGGAAUUGGUGCCUUCUCCUUUUGGCAACCAUGUUAUCAAUCCUUUUCUGUUGAAGUGUCUUAUUUAAUGUUUAUUGCUUGCCAAAGAGAACAUCGCUGAGACAAGACGUGGCAGGAGCUGGAGGUUCUGACAGUGAGGAUUUUUAAAUGUCAGGCUAGUGCAGGACAUUAGAAUAGCUGGAGAUGGUUUUUUACAAGAGACACACCAUUUAUUCCCACCCUUUUGGUGUGCCUGGCCUGUUGUGUGUGACUGUGUGUGUCCUUUGUGUCCUUUGUGUACAGUGUGAUCCCACAAACAUCAUGGCCUCCCUUCUCAGCAGAGUUCAGGGCAGAGAAGUGAUUGGUACUGGUCCACUGCUACCAGGAUGGAAAGAAUCCAUCUGCAGUGCUCCAGAAUACAUUUAGAGAGGACUGGCUAGGAACAGCGAAGCUCCUUACAGACUUCUGUUCUCUUACUAGACUGCCUCCUGCCCGCCCGUCUGCCUGCCUGGGAUAGAGGGUUGUCAGCCAGUCAAGACGGAGCCUGGUUGUUGCAUCGCUGAAAUAGUUUUUUCUGCUUUGAAUACCAAAAAGGAAACAAAAGUAGAUGCUUUAAUGCAUAAACAAUUUUUAAGAAUUUAAAUAUGCAAUUAGAAAUUGGUGUGUUUUGAGUCUCAAGCACCUUGCUUUUUCUAUUUACUUAGGUCCACUGAUUUUGGGGGUUUAUUUUCCUUUAGGAAGAGGCUCAGCUAGGAAUCUCGGGUUUGGUGGCGUGUCCGUUCUUUCUGAGAGGUCUGGAGGAAGGAAGGUCAUUGGGCAGGGAGCGCGGCAGGACUUUCCGGUCCUGCUGCGGCUGAUCAUGCGCUUGUUGGCCAGGGAGCACUUGUGAAGAUCAGGACCAGGGCCUGGCCUGCUGGUCCGACCUGAGGGCAGGUAGCAAAGCCACACUGGGCACAGCUGAGUUUUGUGUCUUUGUCACCAGCCUGCUGUGGAGUUGGAAGACGGUGGGAAUGGCGAGAUGGAGGGGCCCGGUUUGCACAAGCCCCUGCCACAGCCUUCCGCUCUCCUCGCUUUCUCAAGUGCUUGCUCCUGCUACCGGGUUGUGUCCAGCACCGAGGCAGCAGCUUUCUCUCUCUGUCUGUGGUUCUGUCUGGCUUCUUCAAGUCCAGGCUCUUUUCCUUCCAGUUUAAUCCCUCAUGGCAAUAUCUAGAAUUCAUGCUAACCCUCAGGAGGCGUGGCAGGCCAGAGCGGCAGGGCUGGGCCCUGUCCCCUUGCAUGCUUCUUGGUUUGGAACGCCCUCCAGCCCUGAAGAGUUACGUGCCAGUGUGCUCGUGAUCAUGGUCGCUCUUUGGGGGGAAAGAGGCGCCCAUUCUCAUUGGACAGAGGGGAAAGGUGGUCUUUGCCUAGCUGCUUUUGCUGCGGUCUCGUGUAAAACAGCACUGUGCUUUAAACUUUUUAUUACAUUGUCUUUCCAGUGAGAUAAUGCAAGAAACCACUUAGCUUUCAAAGCUGAGUGGUCUGGUCUUACGUACGUGAAGACUCUAACAUAUCAAGAAUUAGGUGCGUUGGCAGGGUGCAUUUGGGACAUGGUAACUGCUUCAGAUAGAAUGUCACUCAAGCUUUGUGUUCUUAAAAUUAUCAAUGUGAAUGUCAUAAUUAUAUAUAUUUUUGGGGGAAAUUCUCCUAAGUAUAAGUUAUUGUGCAAAAUAUAGUAUCAUGAACACAAAUAAUAGUUAACUUUUAGUUUAGGAAUCCCUAAAAGAUCAAUUGUAUUGCAUAUGCAUUAAAAGUUUGUUUUAUUUAAUUUUGUGUAGAUGUGUAAAGUCUUAGGUAAAAGUCCUUUUCACUUACCAUUUAGACACCUGUUACUUGAAUGUCGCGUGGACUGGCGAGCAGCAGUGGUCGUCUCUGUAACGUAGCUGUAGCUGGGAAGCUGGCGCCCACCCAGUCGCCGCUGGGGCGCACAGUCAGGUGUGCGUGUGGGCGGGAGCCGGUUAGCACUGUCCGCCCACUGCCUUGUCUUGUGUGUUUGUCAAGACAUGGCUUCCUCAAGAUAGUUACUGGUUUUAAUCUAUAAGAUCCGCUGGGAUCACAAGCCUCUAAUCGCAAAAGACGAAAGGCUUACUGUGUUGGAGUAAUUCAGUAGUUGCUUUCUGUUCAUAUAAAAGUUCCUCAAAUAUCACACGCCACUCUGCGUGCUCAUUGUCACUUUAAAUUUCAACUAUACCCUAUUUUUGUCUUUCUAAAUAUCAGAUGUACUAUUGGUAUAAUUGUACACCAAAAAUAAGCCAAACAGUGCAUUACACUAACUGGAUCCCUGCUUUUAUGUGAGCAAAGGAAAGACAGAGCCAACGCCCAACACGAGCCUCUCUCUCCACUAGCCUGUUUCUAUGAGUAGUGACCCAGGAUUCAAGCUUUUGGUAUCAAGCAAUCUUUGCCUCCAAUUACUCGGAGUAGUUAGAGCCUCCUAAUCUAAUCUAGUGACCUCGUGCAAUGCUCUUUCUGCCACUCCCGGAUCUCCGUGGCUUUUCCUAACUUUAGUAAAGCACAAUGGCAGGAACGCUAUAUAGUUGAGAAGAAGGCAGGUCAGUAUAGUCUAUGCAUGUUGUAAAAUAAUGAGUGUUUACAGUCACCUUCUACAGCGAAGUUUAUACCGGAGCCCACAGUGCUCCACCAUCUAGACUUACAACUUUGCUAAGUGCUUUUUAGAUUGCUUAAAAUUUUUUCAAGAUUUUAAAAGAUGUAUAAGGUUAAGUUUGCAAAUAUAAUGGAAAUGCUGUAUAUCUUUUGAAGUGAUAAAAAUCCACUUUGGAAUUUUAAAGAAAAUAUGUUGUAAUAAUGCUGUUGUAAGUAAUAUUUUCCUGUCUCUCUGCCUGUUUUCUAUUUCAGCACAUACGUUGUGGUGAAUGUUCAUAGCAUUAUAAUUGCUUAGCCAUUGAAUGAUAAAUUUGUUAGUGGAAAUUGGAAGAUUUGUGAAAUUCUGCAGAAUUCAUUUUUCUAUUUCCAAUAUUUGCUGAAGUUAAAUAAAAAUUUUCAAGCCAUUGA